CCCCUCCUUAGCCUAAAAAACACUCCAGUUCAUUCUUUAUAAAAUUGUUUUUAUUCCGUCGAAAUAGUUCAUUCUAUUCCCCUGUGAUUACUAACCAUGUGUUUUUAUAGAGGGACUGAAACUGUAUUUUGACAAUAUCACAAGGGACGAUUUUUGUGAUUCCCUCAAAUGAAAACCACCAGAAGAUCGUGGAGUCACAGUUUUACAUAGCGCUGCACGCACGGGAAUACGCACACCGGUGGACGGCCGAAAAUGGCGACGGAGAAUCGGAAUCCAGAAAUCAGGAAAGACGCAGUCAACAACCGGUUGGUGAUUCUAUCACCGGCUCGAUCUCGCCGUCCGUCAGACUUCAAAUCUAAAUCUCAAUCCAAAUCCGACUCAAACCCGACCUCCAACGGCCAGCCGCAGUGUCCAUUUUGUGCCGGAAACGAGCACCAAUGCGCACCGGAAAUCUUCCGGUUUCCUGAAGAUUCUACUUCCGAUUGGAAGGUCCGAGUGAUCGAAAACUUGUAUCCGGCUCUCAGCAGACAACUUCAAGUAGACAACGAGGAACACAGUCAGGCCAACGGCAGCACCGGUGAAGCUAGUUUGGGUGGGUUCGGAUUCCAUGACGUCGUAAUUGAGUCGCCGGUUCACUCGGUUCACUUGCAGGAUUUGUCACCAGCAGGAAUUGCAGUUGUUUUGCUUUCUUAUAAGAAGAGGAUAGAACAGCUUUGCGCUGUCGAAUCAAUCAGUUAUAUUCAGGUGUUCAAAAACCAUGGAGCCUCAGCUGGAGCUUCAAUGAGUCAUUCCCACAGUCAAAUCCUAGCUCUUCCAGUUAUCCCAACCAUUGCCUCCAAUCGUCUCAACACCAUGAAAGAACACCAUAACCAAACAGGAAAGUGUAGUCUUUGCAGCAUUAACACACACAAACUUCUAAUCUAUGAAUCAACACAUUUCACUUCAAUUUCUCCAUUUGCCUCCACUUUCCCAUUCGAGACAUGGAUUGUUCCACGCUAUCAUUCCUCUCACUACCACCAACUUGAUGAAGAUAAGGCGUUUGAUCUUGGAGGAAUACUGAAACUUACACUUGAAAAGUUAUCCUUACAGUUGAAUGACCCACCAUAUAAUCUUAUGAUUCAUACUUCACCUCUUCACAUUGUUUCCUCUGAGUUACCUUACACUCAUUGGUAUAUACAAAUAGUCCCACAGUUAUCUACAAUUGGUGGUUUUGAAAUGGGAACAGGGUGUUAUAUAAACCCGGUUUUCCCAGAAGAUGCUGCUAAAAUCCUUAGGGAAGUCAAACUUCCAAAUAAGGAAUGAGUUUUUUUUAUAUAUAGUUUUGUAAGAUGUAACUUAGACUUUUAUGAUAAAACUACUUGAGAUAGCAUAUUGAUAAGGUCAUGAGGCUUUUUCCACAAGUUUUCCAAACAUUCCCUGAUAUGCACGUUUUAGUUAUAUAUCUAAAUGUACUUUUAUGUCAUUUUAAAUUUGUCAUCUUGUUUAUCACUUAGUUUUACCAAACACUAUUACUUAAAAGUUUGUUUUUCGGCUACUCUGUCAAACACGGUGGUGAAUAGUUGUAUCAAUAAUGAUGUUUGUUUGGUUAAAGUGAUAUACAUUUUAUGGUCUUUUUUGUUUUCUUUUUUUUAGAUAGAAUAAAUUAUUUGAAUGACCUCAUUCCAAACAAACAAGUAUCACAAUAUGCAUAAAUUUAGCUGUAUUCAUCAUCAAUUUUAAUUUGAGUGGUUGGGAGGAAAAAGGAAGGGGAAAUAUGUCAUUUACACAUAAAGCUA
Molecule: messenger RNA, 1775 nt
Organism: Lactuca saligna
Lineage: Eukaryota; Viridiplantae; Streptophyta; Magnoliopsida; Asterales; Asteraceae
Source: the annotation of a GenBank genome assembly